CGCCUUCCGAACUGCCAACAUUGGCUAAUACUCGUCAUAAUUAUCACGUUAUUUAUUAUAUAUUUCGUGCUUCAAAAAUUAUUUGUACUUUAUAUCGGAUUAAAAAUCAGUUUUUCUAUUAGUGAGAUGUGAUUGUUGUUCAAGUGUUAUUCUGACAAAUAAUACCUAAGGAAACUUAAUUUAGUAGCAUCAACAGGUCUUGGAAAGGAUGACUGGAAACAAAGUACAACUACAGGAAGGCCUGGAGGGUAGCUACAUCCUAGGAGAUGCUAUAACCAGAGGUCAAUUUUCCACUGUCUACAAAUGCUUAUACAAAGGGAAAAUCGAGAGAGCGUGCAGGACAUACGAAAAGGACAAAGUCAAUAUCACCAAGGUAACCAAUUAUUUACAAGAAAUCUUGAGGACAGUCCAUCCCAAUCUGAUCCAGAUAUACGAGGGAUUCCAAACUCCCGACGAUAUGCAUUUCAUCACGGAAAGGGUCUACGGAGAAGAGCUGUUCGAGAGGAUCGUAGAACUUGGUCACUAUAGCGAAAGGGAAGCCGCUUCUCUUAUCAAGGAUAUCCUAUCAGCAUUAAUAUGUUUGCAUGAGAAAGGUAUUGUCCAUGGAGAUAUAAGGCCGGAAUCUCUUAUAUACACCAAAGAAGGCCAUGAUGGAAUACUCAAACUGAGGGAUGUGUCCUUUUCGAAGUGGGCACCCAACACUCACACCACAGUUUUCAUAGCUCCAGAAAAAGAAGCUUCGACCGCAGGAGAUAUGUGGAGCCUAGGUAUAGUCUUGUACAUAAUGCUAUGUGGCAUCGAACCAGGUGCAGGUGAAGUGUUCACAGAGUUGGUUCCCGGUCUUUCACUUCCUUGGUGGGAAGAUAUAUCCAACCAUGCCAAAGAAGUCAUUCAAAGAAUGUUGGACCUCAAUCCAAACAGCAGGCUUAAAGCAGAUGAAGCAUAUCAAAUAUCAUGGGUACAAGGAUCUGUCACUGGGGAACAACACUUAGAGGCAGCUGUUAAAAGACUUCGAGAAUUCAAUGCAAAAGCUAAAUUUAGGGUCGCAUCGAAAGCUGUAUUGGCAACGAGGAAACUAAGUCUGCCCUUUCUUCGGAGAAUGGAGCUUAGAUAAGUAAAUCUCAGACAAGAUACAAUAACAUACUCUUAACUACAUUGAUGUUUAUUGAAUUGAUACUUUAAAACCCAAUGUACUCCAUUUACUUUCUUACUGUAAUAAAUUGGUGAAAUAAUGGCUG
Nezara viridula (southern green stink bug) is the source of this 1238-nucleotide messenger RNA. NCBI's taxonomy places the organism in Eukaryota, Metazoa, Arthropoda, Insecta, Hemiptera, Pentatomidae. The record is from the annotation of a GenBank genome assembly.